Molecule: messenger RNA, 608 nt
Organism: Saccostrea cuccullata (small rock oyster)
Lineage: Eukaryota; Metazoa; Mollusca; Bivalvia; Ostreida; Ostreidae
Exons: 2
Coding region: 18-608 (196 amino acids)
Biological process (GO): DNA transposition; DNA integration
Molecular function (GO): DNA binding
Source: RefSeq, a predicted model, not a curated record
ACUUAAAAAUUGAGAAGAUGGGGCGACUGACGUUAGAAGAAAGGAUUCUCUGCAACCUGCUGCAUCAACAAGGAAACACGAUAUCGGAGAUUGCCAGAAGACUUGGAACUACAAGAAAGACGAUUCGGAAAACAAUCGAGAGACGACAGACAACUGGAUCUUAUGAAGAUGCUGCACGACCAGGGAGACCCAGGAUAUCAACAGCCAGAGAAGAUAGAAUUCUUGUGAGAGAAUCUCUGCAGAACAGAAGAGAGACCGUUCCACAGCUAAGGACUGAGUGGAUGCAGAAUGGAGUCCAAGCAUCCAACACCACAGUAAGACGGAGACUGAAGGAAGCUGGUCUUGUAGCACAUGUGGCUUUGAAAAAACUCUCUCCUCACAGCUGUUAUCGCAGGAAAAGAUUGCAGUUUGCACUGGCUCAUGCCAAUUGGACUUGGGUUGACUGGUCAGCAGUGCUUUGGUACAGAUUUACCCUUUUUCAAAAUGAUAGCCGUGUGUUCGUCAGAAGGAGAAUGAGGCAUACAGAAACAAAUUGUACCAACAGUCAAGUUUGGUUGGGGUGGUGUAACUGGGGUGCCAUGUACUACAGGGGAACACUGGAUUCUUGA